UGGCCGCCGCCUCUUCCGCCGCCGGGCUCCGGGCCUCCGCGCCGACAACAUGGAGGCGGUGAAAACCUUCAACAGCGAGCUGUAUUCCCUGAAUGACUACAAGCCACCAAUUUCGAAAGCGAAAAUGACCCAAAUCACUAAGGCAGCCAUCAAAGCUAUUAAGUUCUAUAAACAUGUGGUACAGAGUGUUGAGAAAUUCAUUCAGAAAUGUAAACCAGAAUACAAGGUACCUGGACUUUAUGUUAUCGACUCCAUUGUACGACAAUCUCGACAUCAGUUUGGUCAAGAAAAGGAUGUGUUUGCACCCAGAUUUAGUAAUAACAUCAUUAGCACUUUCCAGAAUUUAUAUCGUUGCCCUGGGGAUGACAAGAGUAAAAUAGUGAGAGUAUUGAAUUUAUGGCAGAAGAACAAUGUAUUUAAGAGUGAGAUAAUUCAGCCUCUUUUGGAUAUGGCAGCAGGAAUUCCUCCUCCAGUUGUCACACCUGUUCUGGCCAGUACUACCGCUGCUAUGAGCAAUACCCCAGGAACUCCUGUGACACCUGUUACUCCAGCCAAUGUGGUCCAAGGUUUACCUGAUCCAUGGGUAUCCCAGAUAGCAAAUACAGAUACACUUACAGCUGUAGCUCAGAUCUUACAAAGUCCUCAAGGCCAGCAGUUUCAGCAGUUAAUACAAACUUUACAGAUACAACAGCAGAAGCCCCAGCCUUCCAUUCUGCAGGCCCUGGAUGCUGGUCUUGUUGUUCAGUUGCAGGCUCUGACCGCACAGCUUACCGCUGCAGCUGCAGCAGCCAAUACGCUCAAUCCCUUAGAACAGGGAGUGUCUUUUAACAAGUUGAUGGAUAGGUUUGAUUUUGGGGAAGAUUCUGAGCAUAGUGAAGAACCCAAAAAAGAAAUUCCAACUUCUCAACUUUCUCACGUUUCAGAAUCUGUGAACAAUUCCAUUUUUCAUCAGAUAGCAGAGCAACUACAGCAGCAAAACCUGGAACACCUCAGGCAGCAACUCCUGGACCAGCAGCAGCCUCAAAAGGCAACCCCUCAGGAUAGUCAAGAAGGAACAUUUGGAUCAGAGCAUUCCGCGUCACCCUCACAAGGGAGCAGUCAACAGCAUUUCCUUGAACCUGAAGCAAAUUUGGAUGAUUCCAUAGAUAUUCAGCAACAGGACAUGGAUAUAGAUGAAGGGCAAGAUGGUGCGGAAGAGGAGAUCUUUGAACAAGAAGCAAAGAAAGUGGCUGUUCGCUCAAGAUCAAGAACACAUUCACGCUCUCGUUCAAGAUCACCAAGAAAACGAAGGUCUAGGUCACGGUCUGGAUCUCGAAAGCGUAAACACAGAAAGCGAUCACGCUCGCGCUCAAGAGAGAGAAAGAGGAAAUCAUCACGUUCAUACUCCAGUGAGAGAAGAGCUAGAGAAAGGGAGAAGGAGCGACAGAAGAAGGGGUUACCUCCAAUUCGGUCUAAAACAUUAAGUGUGUGCAGCACUACCCUCUGGGUUGGUCAGGUGGACAAGAAGGCAACACAGCAGGAUUUAACCAACCUGUUUGAAGAGUUUGGACAAAUUGAAUCCAUUAAUAUGAUUCCUCCCAGGGGCUGUGCUUAUGUCUGCAUGGUUCAUCGACAAGAUGCAUUUCGGGCUCUUCAGAAGCUUAGUUCUGGAUCAUACAAAAUUGGGUCCAAGGUCAUUAAGAUUGCUUGGGCUUUAAACAAAGGUGUAAAAACAGAAUACAAACAGUUCUGGGAUGUGGACCUUGGAGUUACAUACAUACCAUGGGAAAAAGUUAAAGUGGAUGACUUGGAAGGUUUUGCAGAAGGAGGCAUGAUUGACCAAGAAACUGUAAAUACUGAAUGGGAAACUGUGAAAAGCUCAGAACCUGUUAAAGAGACGGUCCAGACAACUCAGAGCCCACCUCCCGUUGAAAAGGAAACAGUGGUCACAACCCAGGCAGAGGUUUUUCCUCCACCUGUUGCUGUGUUACAGAUUCCAGUAGCACCAGCUGUGCCUACAGUUAGUUUAGUCCCACCAGCAUUUCCUGUGUCAAUGCCGGUUCCUCCUCCUGGAUUCAGUCCAAUACCUCCACCUCCUUUUCUACGAGCAAGUUUUAACCCUUCACAACCACCUCCUGGUUUCAUGCCACCUCCAGUUCCACCACCUGUUGUACCACCGCCUACUAUUCCACCAGUAGUACCAACAUCUUUGGUGCAGCCGCCAUUAUCCAUGACUCCAGAAACGGUGAAAGAGGUUGGAUUUGGUAGCCUUGUUUUACCAGGCGGUUCUGUUGCCAGCAGUCUUGCUCCUUCCACUCUGCCAGCUGGAGCUGUUUUUAAUCCUCCCCCUAAACAAGCAGAGCCUGAAGAAAAAGUACCUCAUCUGAUAGACCAUCAGAUUUCUUCUGGUGAAAACACCAGAUCAGUGAUUCCAAAUGAUAUUCCAAGUGGCUCUGCAAUUUUAGGAGGACAGCCGCCAAAUGUGACAAACAAUUCUGGGAUUCUUGGAGUUCAAAGACCAAAUGCACCAAGUAAUUCUGAAAUGCUUGGAGUCCGGCCAUCUAACGUUUCCAGUGGUUCUGGGAUUAUUGGAGCCCAGCCUCCAAAUAUGCUAAAUAACUCUGGAAUUUUGGGAAUACAACCACCCGGUGUUUCGAGUAAUUCUGGACUUAUGGGAGUACUACCCCCCAGUCUCCCUAACAAUUCCGGACUUAUAGGAGUACAGCCACCCAAUGUUCUAAAUACAUCUGGACCUAUGGGAACACAGCCACCCGGUGGGCCUCAAAGUUUACCCCCCUUACAUCUCUCUAAUCAGAGGAUGCCUGUAAUGCCAAUGUUAGACCUACGUCCAGGACUAAUACCGCAGGCACCUGGACCAAGAUUUCCUUUGCUGCAGCCUGGAAUUCCACCCCAACGAGGACUCCCUCCCCCAUCGAUGCUUGAUUCAGCUCUUCAUCCACCUCCCCGUGGUCCUUUUCCUCCAGGAGAUAUUUUCAGUCAGCCAGAAAGACCUUUUCUCAUUCCUGGAAGGCAAAGUAUAGACAAUAUUGCUAAUCCAGAAAAAAGGAUACCGCUUGGGAAUGAUAACAUUCAACAGGAAGGCGAUAGAGAUUACAGGUUUCCUCCUAUAGAAACCAGGGAAAGCAUGAGUAGACCUCCCCCAGUGGAUGUGAGGGAUGUGAUUGGACGGCCUGUAGAUCCAAGAGAAGGUCCUGGAAGGCCUCCAUUAGAUGGCAGGGAUCAUUUUGUAAGACCUCCUGUAGAUAUUAGAGAGAACCUUGUGAGGCCAGGCAUGGAUCAUCUUGGUCGAAGAGACCACUUUGGCUUUACUCCAGAGAAGCCAUGGGGGCAUAGAGAUUUUGAUGAGAGAGAGCAUCGGGUUCUACCUGUCUUUGCUGGUCCAAAAGGCUUACAUGAAGAAAGAGGGAGAUUUCGAUCUGGAAGCUAUCGAUUUGAUCCCAGAAGUGGUCCUUGGAACAGAGGAUUUGUUCAAGAAGUUCACAGAGAUUUUGAUGACCGCAGAAGACACUGGGAGAGGCAGAGGGAUAGGGAUGACAGAGAUUUUGAUUUCUGCAGAGAAAUUAAUGGAAAUCGUCUUGGACGAGAUAGAAUUCAAAACACCUGGGUCCCCCCUCCCCAUGCUCGGGUUUUUGAUUUCUUUGAAGGGGCCACUUCUCAACGAAAAGGUGAUAAUGUGCCUCAGGUUAAUGGUGAAAAUGCUGAGAGACAUGCUCAACCACCACCUUUACCAGUACAGAAUGAACCUGAACUUUAUGAGAAACUGACAUCUUCAAGUGAAAUAAACAAGGAGAAGAGUGACACAGUUGCUGAUAUAGAAAGUGAACCAGUGGUAGAAAACACAGAAACUGAGGGGACAUAAUCAUCACUCAGUAGGUAAAAAGAUACCUUUUGUAAAGUUGUCAUCUCCCUGUAAUAGAUUAAUGGCCGACCGGACCGUAGUUGUUCACUUUCGUCUGCCAGAAUUAAGUUAAUCUGAUGUUCAUGUUCACUUUUCUCUUAAAAUAAUUGUACAACUGACUUGUAUAGACAUUGUUCUUAAUAUGAACAUGAUAGGUAAACAUUUUUUAUUUUUCUGAUAAAAUAUAAAUGUUGCCCCCAGAUUCUUUUAACUUCAAGGAAAUGAAUAACAGCUUGUCAGAGACUUCCUAUGGAAGAAAGGAUUUUUUAGAUACUACUAUUAGGUUGGAUAUGGUAAUAGGUAUAUUCCAGAAUAGCAAGCCGUGGUAUAUCUUAUCCAUAUCUUUAGGCUGCUGCAGAAUUUUAAGGUAAUAGACAAAGCUGUGAUAUUUUAUGCAAAGACUGGCUCUAGAUAUUUGAGGAGCACAAUACAGAGAUUUUAAAAAGUGAUUUUGUAAAAUCUACACUAUGGUCUCUGUUUCUCCAAAGUAAGUGUUUGUGAUUUGUUCCUCAUACUGCAGUGAGUAAAAAGAAAACAACAACAUAAAUAUUAAAGUACGUUUCAAUGUUGGGUGAAUUUUGUUUUUAGAUGCCAAUAAAACUUAUUUGUUUGAUAA
This is a messenger RNA of Eptesicus fuscus (big brown bat), 4514 nucleotides long. RefSeq names its product SR-related CTD associated factor 8 (gene SCAF8). Gene Ontology annotation, molecular function: RNA binding. NCBI's taxonomy places the organism in Eukaryota, Metazoa, Chordata, Mammalia, Chiroptera, Vespertilionidae. Gene Ontology annotation, cellular component: nucleus. The coding region runs from base 50 to 3859 and encodes 1269 amino acids. The transcript is spliced from 20 exons. The record is from RefSeq and is a predicted model, not a curated record.